GGUAAAUCCAGCCUUAUAAAUAUCAUCAAUAAAUAAAUAAACAACCUCCAAGUGAAGCAGUCAAACAAUGAAGGAGCAGUGGAGAACGGUGAUUUCAAUGUGCUGCAGGUGACUUUGUCGUCACGUGACAGCAGUGCAGCGUUGUUGUGGUUCUAGAGCCGAGACCGGUGCACACUGACAGCUCGCCGGCUCUGUGCGUCCUGUGCGUCCUGUGCGCAUUUACGCGCCUCCGAAAAAUAUCCCUCGCCAAGCGCGCGCGGAUCAAUGGGGGGCAGCAACAUUUAACCUAAAGCCUCUCAGAGGAGGAGCGUGUAUACGCCGCGAGCAAAGGGUCCCGCGGCAUCCAGGGCAGAGAGAGAGAGCGAGAGAGAGCGAGAGAGGGGAGGCUGGGCUCGGAUUUCAGAGACGCGCAACUGUGGCGACCGAACCUGCGCGGCACACUGUUGGAUCCACUCAGAGGAGAGACGCAGCGACUGGCAGGACGCACGCAGCGGAACACACAGAGGAGUACGAGUCCGUCCCUGUGGAGCAGGAACCUCCCCGACCCGCUGAGCACGCAGCUGCACUAUGCCCCGCGGUGUCUGACGUUGACGCCGUUGCUCAUCUGAGUGCCGCAAAGUAAAGUUUGGAGACAGUUUGGAGUGAAAAUAUACAGCUGCUUAAAAAAAAAUCCUCCCUGCCCAAAAACACAGUCGAGACUUUGCCUCUCAGCUCCAACGGGCGCGGGACCUCGGGAGUCCUCUUCACCUGAUGAAUAGAGGGAUUUCUGCGUGGAUAACAAAAGUUCGAGUGGUUUGAACAUGGAUGAGCACCAGCAGCGGGGAGUCGCCGGUAAACCGGGAGAGGAGAGGCGGCAGCAGCAGCCUUCCAAACAGCCGCGCUGGAGGAAUUGGAGAGAUCUGCCGGGCGCGAUGAUUUGCAUCGCAGCUUCUGUUCUGUGCCUCGGGCUGUGCGUCGUGGUUUUGGUGCGGACCUCGGAGCUGCACAGCCGGAUAGUAAGCCUGGAGCAGCGGCAGCGGGACGCGCAGCUCUCCGCCUGGACGUUGUCCCUGGAACAGGUGGAGCCCGUUAUCCUGGGCCGGCUGGACCAGAUCCUGGAGGAGAAGCUUGCAGCGAGACUACCGAAGACGCGGGAGUCGAGGGAGGCUCCAUACAGCUGCCUGUGUCCCCCAGAUCUUUUGUGGCCCCCGUUGGUUCCCGCCGCCCCGAGGGCCGAACAACAGAUCACCGUGUUCCAAAGCAGAAGUUGAAUGAAACCCUCGGGGCGCCUGAAUGCAACCCCAACAUUAAGUCAAUGAAAAGGAGCCGGGGCGACGUGCUCAUUAAAAGCUCCGGCCCGGUUUGCAGAAAGGCGCUGACUGUGCAUCUCUAGAGCGGAGAUGAAUUAGCGAGUGGAGGAAAUGUGACCUUGUAUCCC
Molecule: messenger RNA, 1417 nt
Organism: Pseudoliparis swirei
Lineage: Eukaryota; Metazoa; Chordata; Actinopteri; Perciformes; Liparidae
Product: collagen alpha-1(XIII) chain-like
Exons: 3
Coding region: 801-1250 (149 amino acids)
Source: RefSeq, a predicted model, not a curated record